ACCUACAUAAUAUAUAGAUCUCCCACACACUUUACAAAUCCAAACUUACUUUAUAUAUAUAAAAUUAUUAUUAUUAUUAUUUUAAAUAUUUUUUAAUAUAUAUGCCUGUUCAAGGCCGCCCCGCCACAUCACCACCAAUGAUAUCAUCAUCAUCAUCAAUUACCAACAACGGCAGCACCACCGUGACCGAAAACGAAAGUGAAUGGGUAUGGAACGAAAUCAAAGCCGAAGCGCGCCGUGACGCUGAGUCAGAGCCGGCUUUAGCCAGCUACUUAUACUCAACAAUAAUAUCACACGCAUCUCUCACGCGCUCACUUUCUUUCCAUUUAGGCAACAAACUUUGUUCUUCAACACUUUUAUCCACGCUCCUGUACGAUCUUUUCCUCAACACGUUCUCUUCUGACCCGUCGCUGCUUUCUGCCACCGUUGCCGACCUACGCGCCACCCGUCAACGAGACCCCGCGUGUAUCUCAUUCGCUCAUUGUUUGUUGAAUUAUAAAGGAUUUUUAGCUAUUCAGGCCCAUCGUGUAGCCCAUAGACUUUGGGCUUUGAAUCGGAAGCCAAUUGCACUUGCCCUGCACUCGCGUAUAGCCGAUGUUUUCUCUGUUGAUAUCCAUCCUGCUGCUAGGCUUGGAAAAGGGAUUCUGUUGGAUCAUGCAACUGGCGUGGUGAUAGGGGAAACAGCCGUUGUUGGGAAUAAUGUAUCGAUUUUGCAUCACGUGACAUUAGGUGGGACUGGGAAGGUAGGUGGAGAUAGGCAUCCUAAGAUUGGGGAUGGGGUUUUGAUCGGUGCUGGUGCAACUGUGUUAGGGAAUGUUAAGAUUGGGGAAGGGGCGAAGAUUGGGGCAGGGUCAUUGGUGAUGAUUGAUGUGCCACCGAGGACGACGGCAGUUGGGAAUCCGGCAAGAUUGGUUGGUGGGAAAGAGAAGCCAGAAGUGCAUGAGGAUGUUCCUGGGGAGACAAUGGAUCAUACGUCGUUUAUUUAUGUGAUUUGAAAAGUUGAUGAUGAUAAAAUUUAUGUUUGAGAUUAUUGUUAUGUAGCACUAAGAAUUUGAUUAGCGUUGGUCGAUAGUUAGAUUGAAUAAAACGUAAUGUGAAUGCACGAGAAACUCGAUCAGAGUUUAGAUUGUAGAACUCGGCCUUUUGUAAGUCUCAAUCUUCUGUAUUCUAAUUGAACCGUAAGAGCAUUUAAUUAUCAAUACUUGAUCAGGUUUGUCUCUUAAA
This is a messenger RNA of Erigeron canadensis, 1224 nucleotides long. RefSeq names its product serine acetyltransferase 5-like. Gene Ontology annotation, cellular component: cytosol; cytoplasm. Gene Ontology annotation, molecular function: L-serine O-acetyltransferase activity. Lineage: Eukaryota; Viridiplantae; Streptophyta; Magnoliopsida; Asterales; Asteraceae. The transcript has 2 exons. The record is from RefSeq and is a predicted model, not a curated record. The coding region runs from base 102 to 995 and encodes 297 amino acids.